GCUGAGCUCCCUCACAGCACGGCGAGGCAGAGGAGUUCGAGCAAGCCCGAAGGUGUGCACACAAGUGUGUCUGUGUGUCCAGCGACCGCUCCCAACAUGAAGGUCUUGGGGUUGCCCAUCUUGACCGUCCUCUUCUUAGGCAUCUGCCCUGCCUUUGGGGGUCGCCCCAGGGGACGGAUCCUCCGUGGCCAGGAAGCCGGCGCCCACCAGAUGCCGUACAUGGCCUCCCUGCAGGAGGAUGGGAAGCACGUCUGCGGGGGCUUCCUCAUCGCCCCGCAGUGGGUGCUCAGCGCCGCGCACUGCCUGGAGGACACGGUCAACGGGACGUUCCAGGUCCUUUUGGGGGCUCAUUCCCUCUCCAACGAUGAGCCCCAGAAGCGGCUGUACAGCGUCCGUCGCCUCAUCCCCCACCCUGGCAGUGGCCGAGACCACAACAACGACGACCUGCUGCUUCUCCAGCUGAGCGAACCAGCGGCCCUCGGGACCCAUGUGCAGACUCUCCCCCUCCAGAGGGAGGACCGAGAAGUGCCCGCUGGCACCCUGUGCCGGGUGGCCGGCUGGGGGGUCACCAGCAACACCGGGAAGCGCCCGGACAAGCUGCAGUACGUGGACCUGCCCGUCAUGAGCCGGGCCCAGUGCAACGAGCGGACCUUUCACGACGGCGACAUCACCGAGAAAAUGAUGUGCGCCGAAUCCAAGCGGAAAGAUUCGUGCAAGGGCGAUUCUGGCGGGCCCCUGAUCUGCAACGGCAUGGCCGAAGGGGUAGUGGCCACCGGCUCCCGUGUCUGCGGCAACUGGAAGAAGCCCGGGAUCUACACCCGGAUCGCACCUUAUCUCACCUGGAUCAAUGAAGUCAUGGGGCUGGCCAACUAGCCCACCGCCCACAGCAGUCGCUUCUUGAGAUACAGCGGCCCGCCCAGGGAAAGCGCUGGAUUUCAAAGGCGGGUGGUGUUUGAGGGUUGGGUGGACUACAGCUCCCAAAAUCCACCAGCCACCACAGCCAUCCUGGCAGCAGGAUUAUGGGGUUUGUAGUUCCCUACCAAAAUAAACGUUUUUUGAGCUACGGAUACCAUUUCCUAAUAAAACACAUAGCAAUUGUGUAUAUGAAUAAACAGUACACAGCAUCACAAAAAAA
Molecule: messenger RNA, 1135 nt
Organism: Pogona vitticeps (central bearded dragon)
Lineage: Eukaryota; Metazoa; Chordata; Lepidosauria; Squamata; Agamidae
Source: RefSeq, a predicted model, not a curated record